UCUGACUGGUGAGUCACUGAGGAGGAACGAUAACUCAAUCGCUACCACUUCAGAGAGGACACAAACUGAAUUAGGGGCACCGGAUUAUAGCUUGACAUAUCUUAUCUGUUUAGCUAGCUAUAAACCGUAACAUUUCUGGGCUAGUUAGGUUUGAAAUGUUACAUUUUCGGUCUUCGGUAGCGCUCAAGGAGUUGUUUCAAUCCCAUCUGAAGCGCCCUUUAACAGGUAUAGCCGGACUCGGAAAAAAAUCGUCACCAUCCACUGCGUAUUGUUUUAGCACCGCUUGUAGAGAUGUCAGGUCGGUGACAAACGUCAAGUACCCGUGGAGUGCGCUUGGUGGAUGGCGACCUUCGCGCUACACCACAAAGAUCCAUGGAACUAAAGCUCUGUGUUCCCAUAGCGGUACUGGUCCGUUAUCCGAUGAUGUCAGCAAGGAUGCCGCUACAGAAAAGAGAAGGAAGGCAGGCAUCCUGCCCAGUCUGGAGGAUCUGCUGUUCUACACCAUCGCUGAGGGCCAGGAAAAAAUCCCCGCUCACAAAUUCACCACAGCACUGAAAGCCACCGGCCUGCGCACCGGUGACCCCCGUCUGAAAGAAUGUAUGGAGAUGCUGAAAGUCACCUUGAAGACCACCUCGGAUGGCGCCCUCGACCGCCACCUCUUCAAAAAGUGCGUCCAGAGCAACAUCGUGCUGCUCACUCAGGCGUUCCGGAAGAAGUUUGUCAUCCCCGACUUCAUGUCCUUCGCCUCUCACGUCGACGAGCUCUAUGACAGCGCCAAAAACCUCAAGGGGGGACAGGUUGCUGACUACAUUCCCCAGCUGUCCAGGUUCAGCCCAGACCUGUGGGCCGUGUCUCUCUGCACUGUGGACGGACAAAGACACACUGUGGGCGACACCAAAGUCCCCUUCUGCCUGCAGUCGUGCGUCAAGCCCCUGAAGUACGCCAUCGCCGUGCACGACCACGGCACCGAGUACGUGCACCGCUUCAUCGGGAAGGAGCCCAGCGGCCUGCGCUUCAACAAGCUUUUCCUGAAUGAGGAAGACAAACCUCACAACCCUAUGGUUAACGCCGGCGCUAUCGUCUGCACGUCUCUCAUUAAGCAAGGGGCAAGCAAUGCGGAAAAGUUUGAUUAUGUCAUGAACUUCAUGAAUAAACUGGCUGGAAAUGAGUAUGUGGGUUUUAGCAACGCCACGUUCCAGUCUGAGAGGGAGUCAGGAGACCGGAACUUUGCCAUCGGCUACUACCUGAAGGAGAAGAAGUGCUUUCCAGAAGGGACGGACAUGACCUCCAUCCUGGAUUUCUACUUCCAGCUGUGCUCCAUCGAGGUGACCUGCGAGAGUGCCAGCGUCAUGGCGGCCACCCUGGCCAACGGGGGCUUCUGUCCAAUCACGGGCGAGCGCGUGCUCAGUCCAGAGUCAGUGCGCAACACCCUCAGCCUCAUGCACUCCUGCGGCAUGUACGACUUCUCUGGACAGUUUGCGUUCCACGUGGGGCUACCGGCUAAGUCAGGCGUGGCAGGAGGCAUCCUGCUCGUAGUCCCCAAUGUGAUGGGCGUCAUGUGCUGGUCCCCCCCCCUGGAUAAGCUGGGCAACAGCGUACGGGGCAUCCAGUUCUGCACGGAUCUGGUGUCCCUCUGCAACUUCCACAACUACGACAACCUGAGGCACUUUGCCAAGAAGCUGGACCCUCGCAGGGAGGGCGGAGACCAGAGGGUGAAGUCUGUCAUCAAUCUCCUGUUUGCUGCCUAUACUGGAGAUGUGUCUGCACUGAGAAGGUUCGCUCUGUCCUCCAUGGACAUGGAGCAGAGAGACUACGACUCCAGGACGGCCCUUCACGUGGCGGCAGCUGAGGGACAUGGUGAGGUGGUGCGUUUUCUACUGGAGGCUUGCAAGGUCAACCCAGUGCCCAGGGACAGGUGGGGAAAUACACCUAUGGAUGAAGCGGUGCACUUCGGCCACCAUGACGUGGUGACCAUCCUAAAGGACUACCACACCAAGUACAGCCCCCAGGAAGUAGUGGACAAGGACAAGGAGACCGCAGAGAAGAACCUGGACGGCCUGCUGUGAGGCCACCUCACCCCCCUCCCCCCCACAACGACUCUCUUUGUAAGACUUUCUUGUGUGGUUCCUCGUCACGUGUUGAUAUCUGUACCGUUGAUUUUUGUAAAAUAGUAUUGUACGUAUUUUCAAGGAAACGAGAAAAAAAAAAUGGAAAUCUGAUUCGUUUUUCCCCUAAGGUUUAUUUGAUGUUUUUUAUUUUCUCGCUAUUGUGGUGGUAUUAGUUUGUUUGGCUUUCUUUUAUGUAGUACUGCUCACGUUGUGCAACUCUCCUCCAGUGUUGUCACUAUGUGGAAUGUAUGUCUGCAUUCAAGUGCACCAGACAUAAUCCAGCAAUGCAGCAAAGAACCAACACAAUUCGGAAGAAUUUGGUGAACUGGCGUACCCAGUUUGCAACUCUGAUGCCCGGACCACAAGUAUACCACAUCCAUGUCAGUAUAUGUAAUAGUAACUGUAAACAAAAAGGAAAGACCAUUACUCAUCUGAAGAAGACAAACAUCCCAUAAUUCCUGAUCUGUGGAGUCUAUUUCAUGUAUGACAGUGUGUAAACCUUGACAUAUUUAUAUGAGGAAAAGAAACUACAUUUAUGUAGUGUGUACUGUAUAUUCCUGAGAUUACUUUAAUAUCAUAGAGGAUAUAUAAGUAGGACUUUUAGUGUAAAUACUAUUUUAUCUGUAGUUAAGAUGACACACUGAGAGCAAGAGGGGAAGUCUUAGUUGCAACUGUUGGGCACUUCUGAAGCAGUGAGAUUGACCUGUCUCCAAACAAAGAUCUCUGAUCUUAAUGUUUAAAUAG
Molecule: messenger RNA, 2852 nt
Organism: Hypomesus transpacificus
Lineage: Eukaryota; Metazoa; Chordata; Actinopteri; Osmeriformes; Osmeridae
Gene: glsa
Product: glutaminase a
Exons: 18
Coding region: 156-2066 (636 amino acids)
Biological process (GO): L-glutamine catabolic process
Molecular function (GO): protein binding; glutaminase activity
Source: RefSeq, a predicted model, not a curated record